Molecule: messenger RNA, 1212 nt
Organism: Rotaria sp. Silwood2
Lineage: Eukaryota; Metazoa; Rotifera; Eurotatoria; Philodinida; Philodinidae
Source: the annotation of a GenBank genome assembly
AUGGAAACAACCUCGAUGGAAACUCGACAACUUCAUUCAAGUCAAAAAGAAGCACUGAAGAAAAGAAUUGAAUUUUCAGGAGACGUAAAUGAACUGGAUAUUGAUGAAUGGUUAUUCCAUGUGAACAAUUUAUUUUCACUAAUGAGAUUAAAAGAUGAAACAAAAAUUCUCGAAACAAUGGGCAAAUUAACAGGACCAGCAUUACGAUGGUAUCAAGAAAAUUUAAGAUCAUUCAUUAAUUGGAAUGAUGCUGAAAAAGCAUUACGAGAUCGAUUCAAAGAAUUUGGUUCUGAUAGUCAAUUAAUGCAAGAAUUUUUUCAUAUUUAUCAAGAAGAAAAUCAAUCGGUUACAUCAUUUUAUGAAAAUGUCAUUCAUAUUAAGAAACCAGAAGAAUGGCUGCAAGUUGCUCGAGAAGAAGAAUAUAUACAGAAGCAAAUUCAACAACAAAGUAAUAGUUUAUAUCCUGAAACAAAAAAUAAAAUAUUUUUCGAAUCUAUAUUACCAACUGCAACAAUACAACCAACUAAAGUCCUGCGGGACAGACAAACGGGAUUCGGGACACAGACAAGUUUGUCUCGCAGGUCUGUACAACCAACAUCAUCGAAUACUCAAUCGUCGAGUCAACAGCCCUUUGCAUCACGUCAUUACUAUCAACAACAACAUCAACAACUAACACCAUCAACAAUCAAUCGAACAUAUUCAAAACAAAACAAUUUUUCAAAUCUCAAACAAAAUCGAAAAAAUUAUCCAGAAAAUAAAAUACAAAAAUCAAAUCCAUGUUUAAUUUGUAAUAAAAAUAAUCAUGCAACAACAAAAUGCUUUUAUAAGAAGAGCAAUGGCUGUUUUAAAUGUGGACUAUCAAAUCAUCAAGUACCACUUAUCGAUGCCGGAUCGGCCAUCACUAUUAUACAUCAACACUUAUUAAAUGACAUACCACAUCAAGAAUUAAUACCAAAAACAAUAAAUCAUUUAUCUGCAAAUUGCUCAACAUUAAAUAUUAUUGGUGAGAUAUCCUUAGAAAUAAAUGUUAAUGGAAUAAAAACAACAAUUAUUGCUGAUGUUACAACAAAUCUUGUUACAAAUUUAAUAUUAGGUAGUGAUUGGAUCCAAGCAAACAAUGUUUAUUUUCUUACACCUGAACAACGAAUUAUGAUCCGAAGUCGAGGUAAAGAAGUAUCAACUCCUUCUGUAAAACCAUAUUUUUUAAAUUAA